Messenger RNA from Paramecium pentaurelia, 297 nucleotides. The record is from the annotation of a GenBank genome assembly. NCBI's taxonomy places the organism in Eukaryota, Ciliophora, Oligohymenophorea, Peniculida, Parameciidae.
AUGUUAUUGCCUUUAUCAAUAAGCAUUUCAAAGAACUGGAAAAUAAUAUUUUCAUUCUAAAUGCUUAGUGGAACAUGUUUUUUUUAAUGGAAUAGGAUUUAGAAAUAUGAUAUCAAAAAAUAAUUAUUAAUGUCGAGGACUUAAUUAUGGGUAUUAUCUUAAAUUAAUGGUAAUAUAUAUUCUCAUCAUAAUAAAGAAGUAGAUACUAAAAAUUAUCAUUCACAUUUGCAACUAAUUAUAUAUCAUAAUCGAAGUAAGUAUAGAACAUAAGCAUAUUAAAUGGACAAGAUAGAAUGA